Molecule: messenger RNA, 1239 nt
Organism: Prorocentrum cordatum
Lineage: Eukaryota; Dinophyceae; Prorocentrales; Prorocentraceae
Source: the annotation of a GenBank genome assembly
AUGGCGGAGCUCGCGGACGAGUAUAUUUAUCAUGCAGCAAGCAGAAAUCUCAAUAUUUUUCACCUACGACAGUACUGGUGGCUUCGAACCCUCAGCUACGACGAUGGUUUUGGAGAAGGCAAGCACCGAGCGGACAUGGUCGACCUGGGCACCGACGUCAGCGGCAUAGGCAAGCGCGCUCAGAACAAAAAGGAGCUCACGCGCCCGAUCGUCCCCGACGUCGACAGGCAGGACUGCGUUAGGUUCGGCUCCUUCGAGCAAGCCAGAGUUCCCGGCAGAAAGCCAUGCAUCUUCGGAGACAGAUCGGGGGGAGUGCGCGGGGCAGAUCCCAUGGGCAGAAAAGUCGGCAUCGGAGUAGCAGCCACGAAGAUGAUCGACGGGGAGUGGAACAUGACAGCGGGCACGAUGGCAUAUCUACCUGGGCGGCGGCAGACGGCUCCUAGGGCAGAGUUCACAGCUUUCGCGAUCGCGAUCGAAGAGACUGUUGGAGAUAUCGCCUACGUCACGGACCACUACCCGUUGCUCAACGCUUGGAACAAAGGCAAAGCUCGAGACCCAGGGCGCGAUAAUAACGCAGGUAUAUGGGCACGCAUCGGGCGAGGCAUCACGGAUAACGAGCAACGGCACAUCGAGGCGGAGUGGACACCCUCCCAUCAGGACGACGACGAGGCGGAAGUGGUCAACCCGAUCUUCGCGGUGGGCAACAGCUUCGCGGAUGCAUUGGUGGCAGUCGCAGCAGAGCCGUCUUGGGAAAUGGUAUGUCAACAGCUGCCGCGCACGGACGAGUGGGAUGCGAUUCGCGCUCAUGUUCGACUCCGAGCACGACAGGCGCUGGCCGACCUGGCGGAUGCUGAUCCUUGGUGCGCCGAACGCGUCGACCUGCUAGUCGGCGACACCGUCGAGAUCUUCGGGCUGAAUGGCGCGAAGGAGCUGAACGGCCGACGGGGCGUCAUCGUUACGUUCGUGAGCGACACGCAGAGGUUCGGAGUGAAGCUGGAGGGCGACGAGGAGACGAAGGCAGUGAAGCCUGCGAACCUCAAGCGGCUGGAGGAGUACCCAAACCCAAACUUGACGAGGGACGCGCGCCAGCGCUGCUCCCUGGAGACGGAGCUGGCCAGCGUGAUGGAGAGGAUGAAGAACCCCGACCUGCCUCAUGACGAAGCGGCGUCGCUGAAGAGCGACCUGAGCAUACUGGUCCAGAAGCUCCGGCGCAUCGACGAGGCCGCGAAGGAGGAGGCC